AUGACAUUGACCAGCAUUGCUUUUAAUCGGCGCAACGAGAGAGGGGGCCAUGUCCCGUUGGCAGUGUUGCCACUCCUGCAUCCGGUUGCAGAUUGUCCAGCUUUCAGGCAUGGUCGGCAAACUUACUUUCCUCGCAAGCUCCAAUUCUUCCAUGACUGCCUGGAGAGUGUUGCAGCCCCUCAAGGACGCCAGUUGAUGGUCUGUUGGCCACAGACCCCCUUGGAGUUGAGAAUAUUUUCUUCCCUCUGCUCUAUUGAAACGUAUGCGACAACCCGGAAGGGUGCGCGCAGUGGCUGA
This is a messenger RNA of Klebsormidium nitens, 297 nucleotides long. NCBI's taxonomy places the organism in Eukaryota, Viridiplantae, Streptophyta, Klebsormidiophyceae, Klebsormidiales, Klebsormidiaceae. The record is from the annotation of a GenBank genome assembly.